AUGUCUCUCACUCUCUUUCUUUCUCUCUCUCUCUCUCUCUCUCUCUCUCUCUCUCUCUCUCUCUCUCUCUCUGUCUGUCCAGCUGUCUAUGUUCAUGAUCUAUCUAUCUAUACCAGACUGUUCAUGAUCUAUCUAUCUAUCUAUCUAUCUAUCUAUCUAUCUAUCUAUCUAUCUAUCUAUCUAUCUAUCUAUCUAUCUCAGUCUGUCUUUUGUCCAUCUAUCUAUCUAUCUAUCUAUCUAUCUAUCUAUCUAUCUAUCUAUCUAUCUAUCUAUCUAUCUAUCUCAGUCUGUCCUUUAUCUAUCUAUCUAUCUAUCUAUCUAUCUAUCUAUCUAUCUAUCUAUCUAUCUAUCUAUCUAUCUAUCUAUGUGUUUGUCCUCUCUCUCUCUGUUCGUUUAUAUCCAUAUAUGCUAAGUCUGCUUGUAUUUUUCAUCUGUAUCUGUCCUUCGCUUAUCUGUCCAUAUUUUCUCACACAUUUACUCCUUCUCUUUCUGUCCUUGCUCGUGUUAUCUUUCAAUCACUUGAUUUUCUCGUGUCUGCGCACACGCUCGUGCGUACGCGUACGAGCAUCAAGUCCUGUUUACAUCAUAACUAUGCUUUCUACCUCACUUUUCUUUCCCCCACUCCCUUCACACUUUUUUUCUUUUUUUGGGGGGGGGGGUCUCCAUCUUUCUGUCUACCACUGUCUUUCUAUUCAGUCUUCUUCCCCGCCCAGGCCACCAGUUUCUACAGCACGGCAUCUUCAUCUUUCUACAGACUUGAGAUGCUAA
Acanthosepion pharaonis is the source of this 768-nucleotide messenger RNA. The record is from the annotation of a GenBank genome assembly. NCBI's taxonomy places the organism in Eukaryota, Metazoa, Mollusca, Cephalopoda, Sepiida, Sepiidae.